Pelmatolapia mariae (spotted tilapia) is the source of this 3730-nucleotide messenger RNA. It is a transcript of the gene stimate, whose product is annotated as STIM activating enhance. Gene Ontology annotation, molecular function: calcium channel regulator activity. The transcript has 9 exons. The coding region runs from base 447 to 1388 and encodes 313 amino acids. Gene Ontology annotation, biological process: tissue regeneration; chondrocyte proliferation; activation of store-operated calcium channel activity. The record is from RefSeq and is a predicted model, not a curated record. Gene Ontology annotation, cellular component: membrane; cortical endoplasmic reticulum; nucleus. NCBI's taxonomy places the organism in Eukaryota, Metazoa, Chordata, Actinopteri, Cichliformes, Cichlidae.
AUGAGUGGGCACUGCUGGGCAGAGGAAGCAGCUGGAUAUGACCUGCAGUUCUUCAUUUAUUUUUUUGUUCUUUUUAAACAGACGAGCUGGUAUUGUGCGCGACUGUCACGAGACGCCGGUGCAGGCGCCGUUUUAAACCUUGUAGCAAUGUUGCAUUGCCGUUUUAAACUGUGUACACGGCUCAGUUGGGACCACGCUAUACGUCGUUGCAACUUCGAGCGCCGACGGCUUCACUUCUCCAGUGACAAAGAAGCUAUGGCUGUAUGGAUGUCUGAAGCAGGAGAAUGAGUGCGAGCUUUCAAUGGAGAGGAUGUCACCAUCUUUCACCGAAGACUGUCCUGCUUAGCGUAUCGAUUAGCUGACCGGCAACUACGCAAGAGAACUGGGUCCGAGCGGCUGCUGCUGCUUUUCUUCACUUUAUUAGUCACGUCCAGAUCUUCUGUCCCAUGGCUGCAGCAAGCGGGGUCAACAUGCUGUCCCAGCAUGGAGAGGUGGCACUGGCCGGUCCAGGAGGAGCAGGAAUGCCCGCGGGGCCUCUUACCAAUACAUCGGUGUCUUCCAUACUGACACCAGAUUCCAAUAACCGAGGGUGCGAGAGCGGCGCCUUGAUGGGCUUCCUUGGGAUCUUCCUGCAAGGUCUUCUCGCUGUGAUGGCUUUCAGCACGCUCAUGUUGAAGCGCUUCAGGGAGCCCAAACAUGAGAGGAGACCCUGGAAGAUCUGGUUUCUGGACACCUCAAAACAGGCAAUUGGGAUGCUCUUCAUCCACUUUGCUAAUGUCUAUUUGUCGGACCUCACAGAGGAGGAUCCCUGCUCAUUAUACCUCAUUAAUUUCUUGUUAGAUGCUUCUCUGGGCAUGUUGCUGAUCUAUGCAGGGGUAAGAGCCGUCAGUGCUAUUGUAGAAUGGAGGCAAUGGGACUCCCUGCGUUUUGGAGAAUACGGAGAGCCAGUGCAGUGCACAGCGUGGCUGGGACAGUGUAUCCUCUACAUUCUCAUCAUGAUGUUUGAGAAAGUCCUUAUCAUGUUGGUCCUCCUCAUCCCCCAGUGGAAGCAGCUGGCACUCCUCAAGCCUAUACACAAUGCUGCCCUGGAACUGGCCAUCGUUAUGCUCAUCGUUCCAUUCUUCAUAAAUGCCCUAAUGUUCUGGGUAGUAGAUAAUUUCCUAAUGAAGAAGCACAGAACAAAAGCAAAGCUUGAAGAGAGGGAAGAGGACUCACGGGGGAACGGCAAGGUGCGAUACAGAAGAGCUCUUUCCCAUGAUGACUCGGAGUCAGAGAUCCUUUUCUCAGCAGAUGAUGAAAUGGAUGAGUCUGAUGAAGACGAUGUCCGUCGACUCACUGGUGUGAAGAUGGUGAAAAAGAAGAAGCUUCGCAUGGGGAUCCCUGUCUGACCUGCGUGCCUAGCUUUACUGUUAGGAUCAAAAAGUCCGCAUACAUCCCCCAUUCCCCUGCAGAUUGUGUGAUAUUGCCUUCAAUCAGUGACCUUCGAUUACAAAAUAAUACACUGUAUCUGAAGUUCCUUUACCAUUGGCUCCUGGAGGACAGCUAUGUGAACUUCUUUUUAGCAGUUUAGCAGCAGAAGUUUUUCUUUUCUUUGUUUUGUUUUGUUUUUUAAUCAUUGUUUAUUUUAAACAUGGCUCUCAUGAUGUGAGUGUUGUGCUUCAGGACACUGGGAAAAACAAUAAUGAGUGAAGUUACUGUUAAAUCCUUAAUGUAAUGGGAAAACUGAAGUGGCUCCAGCAGAGCCAAAUAUGAUGUAGUGGGUUACAUUUGAUAUCCUUCCGAAGUGCACCCCCCUCCCUCCAAAACAAACAAACAAACAAAAAUGAGCAAACAAAAAAAAAGAUGUUUUCCUUGUGUUCAUUCCACGUGAACGUCUGUCCUGUUGUCGUCACAUGUAGAUGCCCCACCAUGGCCCCUGUUAUACGUGUGUCUGUGACGGUGUGUACAAUUGCACACCCUUUAACUUUAAGAGGAGCAUUACGUCAGGUUUUGAAUCACUGUAUUGACUCUCAAAACUUUGCAACACACUUAACUACCGUAUAUCUUGUAUGUGAUGUUACUUUAGUCGAAUGGAGCACAUUAAUCCUUGCAGCAAUCUUCCAUUUCUUUUAACAAAGACAUCUGAAGUCAUUUUUGAACUGUUGAUCCUGUAAGACUGCAAGUGCUGCACUGCAGCGUCCUUCUAAUGUCAGCUCAGCCACUGUUUUUUCUGUAAGCAAACGACUGCAACAUGUCUGACUCUUUUACUGAUGUGCUCUGACUUUAUGUUUUAGUCCUUGAAUGUACUUUUUUUUUUUUUUUUUAAAGUUUUGAGUGUUUUACUUUCGGGCCAAAAAAGGUGAGUAUGCUCAUCCCAAAAGUGUUUUUUCAUACUUUGAUUUAAAUGGAGAAAGUAAUUAUGGGAACAGGUUCUUGCACAAUUUCCCAUUUUUCUCAGCUUUCGCCUUUCCCUGUUCUAAUGUGUGGGUUUUUUUGUUUUGUUUUUUUUGUUUUGUUAUUGUUGUGUUUUUGUUUUGUAGUUCCAGCAAUGUGCCUGAGUUAAAUUACCAGCAGUCAUUUUAUUUUUGGCUUUGGUUCGGUUUUGUUUUCUUUGACUGUUUUAAGCAGAGCUCGAGAUCUCCAGAGGGGUAUACUACGAAGACAGUUUUAACACAGCCAGGCUUUCUUUGUAUUAGUAUCAUCUUAUUAGUACAUGCACAUUCCAGUAAAAAUGUGGAACUUCAUUCAGUGGUUUAUUAAGAUACAGCUUAACAACUUGCACAAAUGAAAUACAUUCCCCUAGCAUAGAAUCUACAUUGCGCUUAACACAUGCUGUAAGUGAAAAUGUGAGACUUCUGCUAAUUUUUUAACUGAAACUCAGAACAUAACCUGCUCCUGUCCAGUUUAUGUGUUGAGCAUAAGUUACUACGGCAGUUUUGCAAGCUAAAAAAGGAGUCACAUCUGUGACACAAAACUCUGAGUUUAAGCUCAGCAUAGCUUUCUAAGCCACUAAUCUCACUUUGUAGUACACCCCUCAGGCAUGAAGCACCAUCCAGCAGGCUCUAAUGUUAAGGAUGUGACGUACAUAGACCUCUAAACUGUAAACAGUAAGUGCAGACCAGGCAGCUGAGAGAAAGGGUGUGUUUGUGUGUGUGAUUUAACACACACACACACACUAGUGUGUAUAUAAACUGGCAUGUGCUGAAUAUAUGUGUGACUGCUGGUCCUGUUUAAAGUAAAAGGCGUGACUUAAACUACAAUGAUUACGGUGCUGCUGAUGAUUUCAUUCUGAUGUUUUUGGCAUGUUGGUAAAGAAGGAAAGACUGUGCAUUUUUAAAAAGGGGAAAGUACAGGACAGUGCAGAAGUCAUGGUAACUGUCAGCUGAACUAGGACAAAGAGGGCUUUAGUAUUUUGCAGAGCUUAAUCUACUUGAUGAACAACAUCUGAUGGAAAUAAGUUAUCAUAUGAAUGCUUUUCAAAUAAACGGUAUGAUACAGAAUGAAAGCAGUGGAUUACCUUUCUGUUGUGGCAGAGAAAAGGUGUUCCCUGACCGGGAAUCGAACCCGGGCCGCGGCGGUGAGAGCGCCGAAUCCUAACCACUAGACCACCAGGGAUUGAAAGGGGGUACGAUGUGACGUCAUAAAAUGUGUAAACGCAUUUAUGUUAAAAAAACAAAGGGGGGGAAAUGAUGUUCAUCCCAAAAGUGUUUUUCAUACCUUGACUUUCAAACUUUGUAUUUAUUUUAUAAAA